Molecule: messenger RNA, 1771 nt
Organism: Cyclopterus lumpus (lumpfish)
Lineage: Eukaryota; Metazoa; Chordata; Actinopteri; Perciformes; Cyclopteridae
Gene: xkr7a
Exons: 3
Coding region: 1-1692 (563 amino acids)
Biological process (GO): engulfment of apoptotic cell; phosphatidylserine exposure on apoptotic cell surface; apoptotic process involved in development
Cellular component (GO): plasma membrane
Source: RefSeq, a predicted model, not a curated record
AUGGCCGCGAAAUCUGAUGGUGCACCCGUCUCUCCACGAAACGAAAUCCCCCCCGAGUGUCCCUCCAGGUCGGACACGCGUCCUCCCCAGCACCGCCCUGCCGAGCAGCGCUACUCGCUCCCGGACUGCUGCUGGACGCUGUGCGCCCUUUUGGUGUUCUUCUCGGACGGGGCCUCAGACCUGUGGCUGGCCGCGGACUACUACCUCCGGAGGUCCUACUGGUGCUUUGCACUGACUCUGGUCUUUGUGAUCAUUCCGUCCGUGGUCGUGCAAGUGUUGAGCUUCCGAUGGUUCGCCUACGAUUUCUCGGAAACCGUCGAGAGCGGCACGGCCGCGGCCGCCGUGGUGGGGGCGUCGGUAGCGGAGGAGAGCGACUUCAGCACCAAGGACAGCGGCGAGCGGGGCGCUGGCCGCUCUGCCGAGGCCGGGGUGCUGCCUGGGCCGGGCACCGGGGGAGGAGCCCGGGGCUGCUGCAGAGCCUUCAUAUGGCUCUUCCAGGCCAUCAUUCACAUCUUUCAGUUGGCACAGGUCUGGAGGUAUGUCCACGCCCUGUAUUUGGGUGUGCAGAGCCGCUGGCACAGAGACCCUGAGCGCCGACACUACUACUGGCGCAUGAUGUUUGAGAGCGCCGAUAUCAGCAUGCUGCGUCUGCUCGAGUCCUUCCUGAAGAGCGCCCCUCAGCUGGUGCUGCAGCUCAGCAUCAUUAUCCAGGCCAAACAGGUGCUGCCCCUUCAGGGGCUUUCAGCUUCUGCCUCACUGGUAUCCCUCGCCUGGAUGCUCGCCUCCUAUCAGAAAGCCCUGAGGGACUCCCGGGACGAUAAGCUACCCAUGACCUACAAGGCCGUCAUAGUUCAGAUUCUGUGGCACCUGUUUGCCAUCGGUGCCCGUACUCUGGCCUUUGCCCUGUUCGCCUCUGUGUUCCAGCUUUACUUUGGCAUCUUUAUUAUGGCCCAUUGGUGCAUCAUGACAUUUUGGAUCAUUCAAGGCGAGACGGACUUCUGCAUGUCCAAAUGGGAGGAGAUUAUCUAUAACAUGAUGGUGGGCAUCGUGUAUGUUUUCUGCUGGUUCAGUGUUCGAGAGGGACGCACUCGCUGCAGGAUGCUCAUCUACAGCCUGACUGUUUUCGUUGAGAACGUGGCGCUCACCACUGCCUGGUAUUUGUACCGCGACACUCUUACCCCAGACUUCUUCGCCGUCAUCAUGGUGUGCGUGGUGGCCAGCAGCUACGCUCUGGGCACCUUCUUCAUGUUUGUGUAUUACUGUCUGCUGCACCCUGACGGCCCGGUCUCAGGGUGGGGUUAUAUUGUGGAGAAGGAGGUGCCUCUGGAGAUGCUGGCCUCCCCAGCUACCAGCCUCCCCCCUGACGUGGUGAGCAGCCCCCCCAGAACCCUUCAGAGAACUAAAGGGUCAGAAAGAGAGCAGGGCUCUGGGGUGGAUGGAGACGUGUUUCAGGUCCGACCGCUUCGGGGAGCUCAGGCCCCAGUGCCCAACCUAACGCCCAGGACAGAGGGGCCUGUCAUCCGCAUAGACCUGCCCAGGAAGAAGUACCCUGCCUGGGAUGCUCACUUCAUCGACCGCCGGCUGCGUAAAACCAUCCUGGUGCUCGAAAGCGCCGCCCCGGUCACGCCAAGGAUUCAGUACCGCUGUCUGGGCACACCCAAAGAAGUGAUGGAGUACGAGACCACUGUGUGAUGUGCCGGAAGAGGCUCUAACUCAGCUAGAGCCGCGUGGACACCCUGCCUUAAAUAAAAUGGCAGGUGGAUGACUCUCA